Pieris napi is the source of this 2831-nucleotide messenger RNA. RefSeq names its product ubiquitin-like-conjugating enzyme ATG3 (gene Atg3). Gene Ontology annotation, molecular function: Atg8-family ligase activity. Gene Ontology annotation, cellular component: cytoplasmic ubiquitin ligase complex; cytosol. The coding region runs from base 139 to 1104 and encodes 321 amino acids. Lineage: Eukaryota; Metazoa; Arthropoda; Insecta; Lepidoptera; Pieridae. The transcript is spliced from 7 exons. The record is from RefSeq and is a predicted model, not a curated record. Gene Ontology annotation, biological process: nucleophagy; autophagy of mitochondrion; autophagosome assembly.
CUUUCAUGAUUCGUCUUCGUUUGCCGUCGAGUGUUGAUGAUUGAUGUAGUAUGUAAAAUUGUCCCCGGCUUUUGUCUAGAUUCGGGAUAGUUGCAAUUAACUAGACUAAGUUUUGCUUAAAAGCAGACAAAAUAUAUAAUGCAGAGUGUAAUAAACACUGUGAAGGGUACAGCCCUGGGAGUUGCGGGAUAUUUGACUCCGGUCCUGAAGGAAUCAAAGUUCCAAGAGACUGGAGUCCUAACUCCUGAGGAGUUUGUAGCAGCUGGCGAUCAUCUUGUGCACCACUGUCCUACUUGGCAAUGGGCAAAGGGUGAGGAAGGCAAAAUUAAGCCUUAUUUACCAGCCGAUAAACAGUUUCUUAUUACAAGAAAUGUGCCUUGCUAUAGAAGAUGUAAACAGAUAGAGUAUUGUGAAGACCAUGAGAAGAUAAUAGAAGAUGAGCAAGAUGAGGAUGGGGGCUGGGUUGACACACACCACUAUGAUUCUGCUGGCUCACCUACUAUUGAGGAAAAGGUGUGUGAAAUGACCUUAGAGGCAGCGGAGACAGGUGACAGUGAUGAAGCAGCAGGAGACCCUGACGAUGAUGAUGAUGAUGGCGAGGAUGGCGAGGCAGAGGAUAUGGAAUUAUUUCAGGAAUCAGGUCUACUGGAUGAGGUGGAUCCAUCAACAGCUCUAAGCAGUAAAAAGCCCACCGAAGAAGGAUCGCGGCGAGCGCCUUCCGGUAGUGGUGACGAAAUAGUACGUACGCGCACCUACGACUUACAUAUUACGUACGACAAAUAUUAUCAGACACCACGAUUGUGGCUCAUUGGAUAUAAUGAGGAGCGUAAAUUGUUAAGCGUAUCGCAAAUGUAUGAGGACGUAUCUCAAGACCACGCCAAGAAGACUGUUACCAUGGAAACGCAUCCUCAUCUCUCGGGGCCUUCGAUGGCGUCUGUCCAUCCUUGCCGACACGCAGAAGUAAUGAAGAAGAUAAUAGAAACGGUGACAGAAAGUGGCGGUGAACUUGGAGUACAUUCCUAUCUCAUUAUCUUCCUCAAAUUUGUACAAACUGUAAUCCCAACCGUUGAAUAUGAUUUUACACAGAAUUUCACUAUUCACUAAAAUCUAUGCGCCGGCGCCAAGUAUUCGUAUGUGCUUAAAUCGCUUUUUGGUCAGUAUUCAUACGAACCAUGGACAAAAUGCCAGUGUAUUUCAUUGUAUUGGGUCAUUUCAAUGUCUUUGUGCUAAAACUACGGCCAGGUGCUAUAUUCACAAAUAUUAAAAUGUCAGUUCACGCCCACUUAAAGCACCGGUGAUAUGGUAUUAACACUCUAAAACUAUUUUUCAAUUUAAUCUUAAUUCAUUAAAAUAUCUUAUAUUUAUCUCUUGAAGUAAUUGAUAUUACACGGGAUUGGUUUGUUGUAAUAACAUUUUAUUAUCGAUAAAUAAACAAGGGUAUUUGACAUUUUCUUUAUUAGUAAUCCGGCUCGAAGGACUAAAAUUUAAAAAAGGUUUUUGAAAAAAGAAGAGAUCAAUAAAAAAUAUCGGUUUAAUGCUAUUUCUAGAGUUAUUGAUGUUUUAUAAAAAAAAGGUUUAUAUUUACCAAUGGUUAUGGUAAUUUAAAUACAGCAAUGGACGUAAAGGUUGUUUCAAAGUUUGAGUUUAAAUAACCAAUUUAAACCAAAUAGCAUAACUACAUUUUAAAUUUAACUUUUUAUACAAGAACUGCCUUCUUUGAAAUUUAAAUAUAAAUAUAAUUCUGACAUAUUGUUAAACGGUCAUAACAAGAUUUUCUAAAAUUUAUAUAAAUUUGGUGAGGGUAAAUACGCUGGGACCUUGAAAUCUUUGCUUGAACUUUAUUUGUUCGAUUAAAAAUUUCAUUGACCUCGUUCAAUGCGGAAGCCAUUGUUUUGUCCUUAUCGCUCUCGUGGCGUUUGAAAAUAAAUAAACGUGAUAAAAACUUGAUUAAGUUUUUAAUAAGGCCGUCGUAAUUGCUUCAAAUUGGAAUAUUUUCAACCCUUUUUUGUUUAAAGCACAACUAUGUUUUAAAAAAUAGAAAUGAAAUAUGUGUGCGUGUAAAUGGAAUGUUUUAAAAUAAAGCCAAAAAGUUGCAUUUCUAAAAUAAUUUAGCUACAGUAAUCCCCCUAUAACGUGUUCGUAUAACGCGAAGAUUUAUCAUGUUAUAUUUCUGUAGUGUGAAAUUUAUAUUGAUUUGUCAGGUUCUCUCAAUACUCCUACAACGUGAUAUCCAACAACGCGAUCUACCGCGUUAUAGCAGGAUUACUGAUACUUUGAUAAAUCCUUUUAACUAACGUACAAAAGUGAUAUUUGCCAAUCUCAAUAAUUAUUAUACAUUAAUUAGAAAUAUGAUUCAAAAUGUUAGAAAUUCUUAUAAGACUCGUUUCUUAGUUAUUGAGAGUGGCCCUAGGUUAAGGUAGCAUUUUAUGGACAUAGGGUCUUUCAAGAAAAGAGUGUACCAAUUGUAAAAAAAUAAAAAUUAAUUAAUUUUAAAAAGCCUUCAACGCACUUGCGAGCCUUCUGGCAAUGUGAGUGUGUCCAUGGAGGUAUCCCUUAACAUCAGGUGAGCCUCCUGCCCGUUUGCCUCCUGUUACAUAAAAAAAUAUAAUUCGUACUAUACAGAAAUUUUACCUUUUGGGUCGAAUUAUUAAAUGUCUUCUAAUAUUUGAAUUUUUCGGUAAAAUCACUCCAUUCAAUAGUUAAUAACUAAUUUUAAUAUAUUAUAUGCCAUAAAUGUUUGUAAAUAUGGAUCUCACGCUAAGAUCAACUUAUUAUCAAGCUUAUGUAAACGCUUGAUUGUGUUAUUGAAAUAAAUUAUGUUUAUUUUGCGA